This is a messenger RNA of Polistes dominula (European paper wasp), 2154 nucleotides long. It is a transcript of the gene dib, whose product is annotated as Cytochrome P450 302a1, mitochondrial. The record is from RefSeq and is a predicted model, not a curated record. Lineage: Eukaryota; Metazoa; Arthropoda; Insecta; Hymenoptera; Vespidae. Gene Ontology annotation, molecular function: monooxygenase activity; iron ion binding; heme binding.
UGUCAAUAUAUUAAGUAAUAAUAUAACCUUAAAUUCAUUUAUUUGAAUGAAAAAUGUGUGCAAAUAUGUUUCGACAAAUGAACAAGUUUCAAUCUAUUUUAUCACUGACUGAAAAAUCAUGUCUAAAUUCAUUUGUUAAUAAUUAUUCAAUUAAGUGUUCUGAGAUAAGUGGUGAAACCACGUUACAUUCUUUUCAAGAUAUUCCAGGACCAAUAUCUUUACCUUUAAUUGGAACAUUGUAUAAAUAUAUUCCUUUGAUCGGUGAAUAUUCAUUUACAAGACUUUAUGAUAGUGGAGUUAAAAAAAAGAAACAAUAUGGAUCAUUGGUAAGAGAAGAAAUAGUACCGGGUGUACAAAUUGUAUAUGUUUAUCGUCCAGAAGAUAUAGCUGAAAUUUUUAAAGCUGAAACCUCUUUACAUCCUGAACGUAGAAGUCAUUUGGCUCUUCUCAAAUAUAGAAAAGAUAGAAGUGAUAUAUAUAAUACUGGAGGUCUUUUACCAACAAAUGGACAAGAAUGGUGGAGAUUACGUAAAGAAUUUCAAAAGGUUCUUAACAAAAUAAAUUAUAUUAUUAAUUAUCUUGAAGAUACAGAUCGUGUUAUUAAAGAAUUUAUUCCACUUUGUACCGAAGAAAGAUAUGAUGAUUUCUUACCAUUGCUUUCACGUCUCUUUCUUGAAUGUAAUUAUUUUAUUUUAUAUAUAGAUAGAGAUUUAUUUUUCUUAUAUAAUAUUCAUAUUUUUUCAAUAUUUUUCUUAUUUUGUAUAAAUGUAAAAAAAAAAAAAAACAAUUCCACAGUAACUUGUCUGACAGCUUUCGAUGUAAGAAUGAAUAGUUUUUCAAAGGAAGAAAGACAACAAGAUUCUAGAACUUCCAAACUCAUUGAUGCAGCAUUUACAACUAAUAGUGCUAUUUUAAAAUUAGACAAUGGACCUGCAUUGUGGCGUUAUUUUGAUACAUUUCUUUAUAAAAAAUUGUGCAAAGCGCAAAACUAUAUGGAAGAAAUUGCAAUAGAAAUGGUAAAUAAGAAAAUAGAAAAAGGUACAGAUUUAUCUACAAAUUCUCUUCUUGAUGCAUAUUUGAAGAAUCCUGCUUUGGAUAAAAAAGAUAUAGUUGGUAUGGCUUGUGAUAUGUUGUUAGCUGGUAUCGAUACUACAAGUUAUACUAUGUCUUUUGUUUUGUAUCAUCUUGGAAAAAAUCCUGAAUGCCAAGAAAAAUUAAGAUCAGAAUGUUUAAAGUUAUUACCGGAUAGUAAUCAAGACAUAACUGUUAAUGUUUUACGCAAUGCUGAAUAUGCAAAGGCUGUAAUAAAAGAAACAUUUAGAUUGAAUCCGGUAUCUGUUGGAAUAGGACGUGUUUUACAGACCGAUAUUGUUCUUAAUGGUUAUUGUGUUCCUAAAGGUACUAUAGUUGUAACGCAGAAUCAAGUUACCUGCCAAUGUCCUGAAUAUUUCAAUGAUCCGCAUUCAUUCAUACCGGAAAGAUGGUUACAAACAACUGUAGAUGUUAAUGAUAGACAUACUAAUUCUUCAAGAUCUAUUAAUCCAUAUUUAGUAUUACCUUUUGGUCAUGGACCACGAUCCUGCAUUGCUAGACGUUUUGCCGAACAAAGCAUGCGAACUUUAUUAAUACGGAUGUGUCGAGAAUUAGAAUUUACUUGGAGUGGUGAUAAUCUUGGUUGUAAAUCCUUGUUAAUUAAUAAACCGGAUGGCCCAAUCAAGCUCAAUUUUACAAAAUAUAAACAUUAAUAAAUUAUAUUAACAGAAUGUGUGGAGCCUUUUAUAUUCGAACUUUCAUUACCCGAAUGACCUAAUAUCUGAAAAUACUGUUAUCUAAAUAAAUAAAUAAAUUUGUAGUAACGUUUAUAUAUAAUUUUCUCAUAUUCAAUCACAAAUGAAUUUGAGUUAAAUUUAUUAAAUUGUAUUAUUAUUUAUUCAUAUUGUAAUAAUCCUCAUUAUAUUUGAAGUUAUUAUAAAGAAAAUCCGAUUAAACAUUUCGUUCAAACAAUAUCAAUAACAAAUUUGCUAAUAGAAAUAAAAAAGGCUCUACUCUAAACUUUGGAAGUAAUAAUUACAUGAUUGAAAUCAAUUCUGUAGAGGAUCAAAAUUCUCUAAUAUUAUAAUUAUUUUAUUAUCCAGUACUGUUAUAUAUAUAAAA